AUGGUACCACCACCAGUUCAAGAACAGCAAAAACAGGAGAAGGCUAUACAAUUGAAAACAAGACUUGAAAAUAGGCCUUCUGAAGACAUUAAAUCGGAGAAGUCAUCAAAAAAAGCUGUAUUACUUCAUGCAGAGAAAGAAAUCUCAGGGUUAGCAUCAACAAUACAGAAGCCUGAGAGGCAAUUGUCAGUGGAAUCUGAAACAGCAGCAACGAUGGAAUCUGAGAUGAAACUUUCACAGCAGGUCCAAAAACAAAAAGAGAAAUCAAAUAUUUCCAAAGGACAGCAAAAUGGCAAACGUGAUGCCGCUACACAGGUCGAUAUGGAAGCAGGAAAAGGGCUUCAGAAACUAAGUGGCUUCACUACUGUACUUUUUGGACCAUACCCACUAAUUAGAGGUGGGAUGCAAUCAGUAAAAUGUGUACAGGUCGGGGAAGGCCAUAUCCAACAAGUCAAAUAG
Molecule: messenger RNA, 459 nt
Organism: Loa loa (African eye worm)
Lineage: Eukaryota; Metazoa; Nematoda; Chromadorea; Rhabditida; Onchocercidae
Exons: 4
Coding region: 1-459 (152 amino acids)
Source: RefSeq, a predicted model, not a curated record